Bufo bufo (common toad) is the source of this 1424-nucleotide messenger RNA. RefSeq names its product deoxyribose-phosphate aldolase (gene DERA). Gene Ontology annotation, biological process: carbohydrate catabolic process; deoxyribonucleotide catabolic process. The transcript is spliced from 9 exons. The coding region runs from base 85 to 1041 and encodes 318 amino acids. Gene Ontology annotation, cellular component: cytoplasm. NCBI's taxonomy places the organism in Eukaryota, Metazoa, Chordata, Amphibia, Anura, Bufonidae. The record is from RefSeq and is a predicted model, not a curated record. Gene Ontology annotation, molecular function: deoxyribose-phosphate aldolase activity.
CGGCAGGGGGCGGGCCUGAGGUGACAGCGGCCAGAGACAACCGGAAAUGUUCUCCGUCUCUAGUAACCAGUAAGGAGCAGCACGAUGUCCUCCAGGAACCCUGGUUGUGAACUGGAUCUUGGGUGGAUCUCACGAGUAGUGGUCAAUCAGCCGGCUGUCCUGAGACGAGCAGAGCAGAUUCAGAGCCGUAGAACCGUGAAGAAGGACUGGCAGGCAGCCUGGCUGCUGAGAGCCGUCACCUGCAUCGAUCUCACCACCCUGUCUGGAGAUGACACUCCUUCCAAUGUCCACCGCCUCUGCUUCAAAGCCAAGCAUCCCAUCAGAGAUGACCUCCUGCGGAGCAUCAAGAUGGACGACUCAGAUAUUCUGACCGGCGCUGUGUGUGUCUAUCCUGCGAGGGUAAAGGACACGGUGAAAGCACUGAAGGAUGCUGGUUGUCACAUACCGGUGGCAUCAGUGGCUACAGGAUUUCCUGCAGGUCAGACCCCCCUGAAAACUCGGCUGGAAGAGGUCAGGAUGGCUGUGGACGAUGGAGCCUCAGAGAUUGACAUAGUGAUAAACAGGACCCUGGCACUGGCUGGACGUUGGAAAGAACUGUAUGAGGAGAUCCGAAUGUUCCGUGAGGCAUGUGGAGAGGCACAUAUGAAAACUAUCCUUGGCACUGGAGAGCUCGGCUCCCUCACCAACGUAUACAAGGCCAGCCUAGUUGCCAUGAUGGCAGGAUCUGACUUCAUUAAGACGUCGACAGGGAAGGAGUCUGUCAAUGCUACUUACCCGGUGGCCUUGGUAAUGGUGCGGGCGAUCCGGGAUUUCUACUGGAAAACCGGCAUCAAGGUUGGAUUCAAACCUGCUGGAGGGAUCCGUAGUGCAAAGGAAGCACUGGUCUGGCUGUCGUUGAUUAAGGAAGAAUUGGGUGAUGACUGGCUGACACCCCACCUGUUCCGCAUUGGGGCCAGUACUCUGUUAAGUGAUAUUGAGAGACAGAUUUAUCAUCAUGUGACUGGACGUUACGCUGCCCACCAUGACCUACCAAUGGCCUGAGACCUUCUUAUCCUAGUAAAUCUCACCUCAAAAGUUUCUUCCCAUUUUAGAUGAAAGAUGUGACUGCAAGCUUUCCCUCCCAUGAAGAUGAUAAGCUUGAAGGAUGCAGGGGCACAAUGCUCCGUUCUUCAGUCUGCUCCACAUGGAGCUUCCCAUAUUGUCAUUCUAUUACUGUCAGCCUCCACUAUUUUCAAUGCCCCAUUUACUUGGGGGCUCCACCUUCUACUUGGAGAGGUAAGGCCAGACUACAGCUGGAGGCAUUACCAGGGAGACUGACCCUUCAGGUCCUCUGGCACAGAAGUAUGAGGCAUCUGCUGCAGAUGGGGGACUCCCAUGUGUAUCCAAAACAUGCCAUGAACUCUGAAUAAAUGUAUAAUCUCUGU